UAUCUCUUAGACGCGAAAGGUUCUUGUCGGUUUCUUCUUCAUGCUAGCAAAUUUUUAAAUGAGCUUUGACGUGGUGAAGAAACACAACAUUCAGUUAGACGGCGAGUAUGUUUUUUUUUUUUUUUUAAAGCUAACUUUCUGACGACGAACGGUGGUAACUGAAUGUUAGAGUGAACUGCCAGCGAGCCGCUGACGUUUGAAAAUCAUGACGGAUGCUAAUGAGUUGUAUGAAGCAAUCACACCGGAGCUGAAUAAUGUGGUCAGCUUUGACACUGGGCAGACUGAGGAAGAGCAGGAGAGCUUUAACUUUCACGAAGAAACGGUCUCAGAUGAUAUUCCACCAUCUCUGCUCAGCUACUUUGAAACCUCAAAGAGCAGAGCAGCAGUUUGUGAGAAGUUCUUCCUCGAGGAACUUGAAGACUUCACUGCAUCACAUCUCACAAAGGACAUGAUGAACUUCCCUAUUGAACUCGAUAAGGACACGAUGAAGCUGGAUAUGCAGGAUACUUGUGGAACAGAAAAUGAGGAACACAACUCUUCCACUGACACUGACCUCCCCCCUGCACCCAGGGAAACAGAAGCACUUUACACACACAAUGUGUCAGUGUGUCCCUACAAUGAAGAUGAGGCUGAAAUGGAUGAAUAUAUGGGGUGCCAGAAGUAUCUGGAAUUCAAAGUGAGGACCCUUAAGAGCUCAAUGAAAGAAGAGGAGAUAAAACAAAGCAGUGAAUACCAGAGAGAACACAGGGAGGAACAACAUUGUGAGGAGAUGAAGAAAGUGGAUCAAAGGAGGCAAAGAGAAAGAGACUUCCAGGAGGAGUUGAAGAAGAUAAUGGAGGCAGAGAAGCUACAUCAAAAGGAACUUGAGUUGAUGGAGAAAAGAGCGCAGGAAAAACUUGAACAGGAGUUGCUGCUUCAGCAGGAGCUGAUCAGCAACUUACGGAAACGAGUGGAGGAAGAGAGGAAGAUGAGGGAGGAGGAGCAGGAGAGGAUAAAGGAAGAGGGUGAGAGGAAGAGGAAGGAGGAGGAAGAGAGGAGGAAGAGAGAGGAGGAGGACAGGAGGAAAAGGGAAGUGGAGAGAAUUAAGAGAGAGAUGGAAAGGAAAAAGAUGGAGGAGGAGACGAGAAGGAAUAAAGAGGAAGAAGAAAAGAGAAAAAUAGAAGAAAUGAGACUCAAAGAAGAGCACAGAAAGAAGAAGGAAGAGGAGCAGAAGAAAAUGGAAGAAGAGGAAAAGAGGAGAAUCGAAAAGGAGGAAAAGAGGAAGAGAGAAGAAGAAGAAAAAAACAAAGUAGAGGAGUACAUGAGGAAGAAGGAGGAAGAGAGAAAAAGUAAUGAGAUAAGACUUAAGGAAGAAGAGAAGAGGAGACAGGUGGAAGAAGAAGAAAGAAAAAGGAAGGAAAAUGAGAAAAUAAAGGAGAGGGAGAAAAAAAGGAUAAGAGAGGUGGAGGAGGAAACAAGGGAAAGGGAAGAGGAGAAAAAAAUGAUAGAGGUGGCAAGAAAGAAGAUGGAGGAAGACAAAAGAAGAAAAAAUGAAGAAGAAAUACGACUUAAGGAGGAGGGGAGAAACAGUGAUGACAAAUAUAAGAGAAGAGAGGAAGAGGAGGAAAAGAGAAAAAGUGAUGAGGAAACAAGAAAGAAAGAGGUCGAGAAGAAAACGAUGGUUGAACAGAUGAAGAGAAAGGAAGAGGAAAAUAGACAAAUAGAAGAAAUGCAACUCAAGGAAAAUGGAGAAAAGAGAGAGAAUGAUAUGGAGGAGAAACAUAGUAUGGAGUGUAAAGAUAUGAUAAGGAUGGAAGAAGAGAAAAACACAAAAGAGGAAGAGUGGAAGAAAUGGCAGGAGGAGGAAAUGAGGCAACAGAAAAAAGAAGAAUACAGUAAUAUAGAAGAAGAAUUGAGACUCAAAAAAGAGAAGGAAUUGAAUGAAGCACAUGAAGCAGACAACAGAAAGAUGGAAGAUGAGAGAAAAACAAAGGACAAAGAAAAGAGGCAGGAAGAGGAGGAUUAUAUGAGAAAAAGGGAGGAUGGCAGAGGAAAUAUAGAGGCAGACAAGAGGCAGAUUAAUGAAGAUGUGAGAAAAAAGAAAAAAGAAAAAAUAAAAGCAGAAGAAAAAAGACUUGAAGAGGAGGAAAGCAACAAGAUUAGAGUUCGAGAUGCUGAAAAGGAGGAGAGACUGAUGCGAGCAAAUGAGCUGCAAGAAAGGAAAAGAGAAAAUGACAGCAUGAAAACUCAAAAUGAGAGCAAGAAUAGAGAGAACACCAGAAACCCCCAGACCUCACAACUAGAAAACGGCAAUACCCUGACCCCCUCAAGCCCUGGUCCUUUACACAGCGAGUCCACAGCCAGUCCCACCAGCUCUGAAACUAUACAACAACUUGACCUGAACAAGGACAUUAGUCAGACCUCCGUAUAUAAAACUAUGAACCAACAAGAUGCAGCAUUAGAGCCUUGCUUUUCUUCCGGCUCUUUACCUGUGUGUCUCCCAGAGCACACAGAGCAGAAGAGGCUGUCAUGGAUGAAAGACUGCGUCCCAUGGUCCAAACUGUCUCUCCAGAACAGGAGGAAACAAAAAGGAUGUGUCCGAAGUCAAAGAGGACUGAGGAGGGCCGCCGAGGCCAGCAGUCUGCCACCUCUCUGCCCACACACUCUGCUGCAGUCCACAGGCUGCAAAUCCCUGCAAGAGGUAACCACAGUGACCCUGGGGGAUUUGCCGGGCUGCAGCUUAUCCCCCCUCGCUCAGUGUACUCACCUUCAGUCCCUCACCCUCAGACGCUGUGGCCUCAAAUCCCUGGAAGGCAUCAACCAGUUACCACAGCUCUGCUACGUCGAUGUACAGGAAAAUGACAUCUCAUUUGUGGACUGUGAAAACAUGAGCAGUUUGCGAGUUCUUCGACUUGGCCACAACAAGCUGACAUCCAUCCAUGGUUUAAGUGGUGCUGAAAAUUUGGACGUUCUAGACCUCUCACACAACUCCAUCACCCGCAUCGCUGGUCUGGAGUCUAUGAGGAGACUGCAUUGGUUGUCAGUGGAUCACAACCAGCUGAUCAGCUCCAAAGGACUGAGGGACGUUUAUACCCUGCUUCACCUGGACUGCUCACACAACCACCUGGCAAGCGUGGAGGGUCUGGAGAACAUGGCUCUGCUCCAGACACUGGACCUAAGAGCCAACAGCCUCACUGAGCCCCCCAGUCUUAACAACCACAUCCUCCUCAGAGAGCUGCAUCUAGACGACAACAGCAUCUCCUCACUUCAGGGCCUCGUUGUCUGCUGGCUUCCCCUCAUAUGCCACUUCUCGGUGGCUCAAAACAGAAUUACCCUCCUGCCCUCCAUGUCUGAUUUUGUGUCCCUUGCAAAUCUGGAUCUUUCUUUCAACUGCUUAUCAGAACUGCAGAAUGUGUGCGAGAGUCUGGAGGGAUGUCAAUUUCUGCGAGAGGUCCACCUCACUGGGAAUCCCCUUCAGCAGGAAAGUGGCUGGAGAUCCACUCUGCAGAGGGCAGUGGCUGGCCUGAGAGCCAUUGAUGGCCAGGACACAGACUCCUCUCUGUCGGCCCCUGCUGUUCAACAGGUCAGCUCGGACUCAGGCAGCUUCCUAACGUUUUGCCAGGCUCAGCUUAAGCAGACUCAGGAUUUACAGCAGCGGCACAGCAGGGAGCUCAGUAAUGCCUCAUCUCACCUGGAUGCUGUAAAAAGCUCCUGCAGACACUUCACUGAGACCCUGAAACUGGCUGUGGACCAGAGAUAUGCCCACGAAUAUGGCAGCACGACUGUGUCUGCAGCCCAAACAACGGCUGAGAAAACACUGGACAUGGGCAGUACCAAUGCUCAAAAGCCUGCUGAGCACUUGGAAAUGGAGUCCACUGAAGAAGUUCCACCGAGCUUUCCGAGCAGGAACAAUGUCAACUGCAGCUACUGGACUUUAGAGGAGAAGUCAUCCACGGAGAGUUGGCGGGACACAUUACACACUGUUACAACAGCUCUAAAAUCAAGCCCUCACUCCUUGGGAACAAAGGGAAAAUUAACUGCCAGAUCCCAUUUUGAAAUGGCACCACUGUCCAACCAUCAAGACCGGGACCCCAAAAACACAGCAGCAGUCAUGAUUCAACAACGGUGGAGGAAGUACAGAUUGAAAUGUGGGAACAUCAGCAGCCCCCCCACAGCUGAGAGGGGAGGGGGAAGAGGAGUAGAGGGAGCAAAGCCAGAGUCAGGACCUCCCUAUAUUAACAGGAGUGUUGUUGGCCAAGAUUAUGCAGCAACUAUCAUCCAGGCGUUCUGGAAGGGCUUCACUCUGAGGAGGAGGCUCGCAUCUGCUCUCGCUGCUGUCACAUGCCCCGACAGCGGCGAGGACGAAAUCUUUGAGGAGGUAGACGUGGAUGAAUUUGUCUUUGAUGAGGCAGCACUAGAGAAGCACUGGACAUUGCUGCUUACGGAAGACUCACCUUCCAGACAUCACCCUGUGUCAGAGCAGUCUCCAUCUCUGGAGCCUACUUGGCCGUUUCCUGAACCCUCCCAGUACGCACUCCCACCACCACCUUUAUGGAGGGCAAAGCAGGCCUGGGUGGUUGGGGAACAGGUGGACUCCAGUGGCCAGAGAAUUUCCCCAGAGAGCUCCGACAGAAGCAAAUCUCCUGCUUCAACCUCGGUGCUCAGUGGUCUCUCUGCAAGAUCAAAAAAGAUUCUGGAAGAAUGGGGCUUUAAACACAGCCACACAGCUCUCCUGAUGCUCAAGAGAGCUCAAAGGAUGAAGUUGAAUAAGCAACAGAAGAAGAAACAUGGUGAUCCCCCUGUCCGCCCUGCCUUGUUCAGAAACUGCAAUUACCAGCGGGAUCCAGUGGAGGCACGAAACAGGCCUGCACCACACAGCAGAAAUUAUAUGAAAGUGUGUGAGGCUGAGCUGGGCCUUCACCAGGCAGAGGAGACGGAGCAAGUGAAGCGGGAACAAGCUCAGCAGUGGUUGCACACCCAGUCUGACAGGGACCCAGAGAGCGAGCAUUUCUUACCGGAGAUCAACUCGGACAUUCUGAACGGAGGCAGAGUGCAGCUAGUGGCUGAUCCAGGGUACACAGAAUGUCUACAUCACGCCAGUGGAUUGUGGGCCAACAGCAGUUUAGCUGCCCAACCCAGCAAAGAGAGAAAUUAUCCUCGCAGAAACUCUUUGGGUCUUGCAAGAAAAGAGCUUCCAGCCCCUAAGCAAGUCACGUCUGCUCCAUUAAAAAGGGAGCGCAUCUCCUUCCGAGACAACCCUGUCCAGUUGAGUGGCGGCUGGGGAGGGGGCAAGAAGAGGGACAAAGUGUACAAGUAAAACACAAACUCCUCUGCAACCACGACCCCCUUUUUUUCCCGCCCUGCCCCAGCACUCCUUAAGGCAGAUACAACUGCGGUACUUUUUAAAUUUUUAUUUCUAUCUUUGUAACCCUGAUACAUCUACCUAAAAAUGUCCGGUAUUUUCAAAAUAUAUGUGCAUUGGUACUGCUCACAGCCAUGGAAGCUUUGGUAUAGUGUUAACAUGUUCACUUGCAAAACAGCACAAAUGAUGAUGUCUGAAGAUAUCAAAUAAAUCUGUUGUUAGGAGUUUAGCCACUAAGUGUCAGUGUGAAGUAGCUAAUUCUUUCUUCCAUGAUGAAGAAUUUCUUGAGUUUUAUUUAUAAUGCUAUUUUAUCACCUGCGCUGAAUCUCCCUGCAGCUGUUCUUUUUAAACUCAGCUGAAAACUCUGGCUCUCUCUCCUGAAAAUUAAUUAAGACCAAUAGGACCUAGACCAGCCAAAACAUCCUCAGGCACUUCUAUUAUGUUAAUUCUGCUCAAGUGUCAGUGCCUGAACCUGAUAGCAGCAGCCAGUACCGAAACACAUGGAGCAAAGUCACAACCCCUCAGCAAAUGACACGCUUUGUGUGCAGAUGAUGGCAUGAAAUAAGAACCAGGACCUGCAAUACCUGUGGAUUCAUGUUUCUUACCAUGCUUCACUGUGGUUUCUGCGUCGAUAUGCUCUCAGGACAGAAAAUAUAGUAGAUAUAGUUUGUAACCAUGGGAAGAGAUGUGAGUUUUCCACUUCUCCUGUGCUCUCUUAACAGUAAAGUUUAAUGAAGCCCAGAAAUUCAUGUGCAGUUUCACCAUUCUGUGGAUGUAUUUGACUCUGGCUCAGCAACAGUGGACUUGAAAUUAUUGCCUUUAUGAGCCGGGCACAAACAUUGGUGUUAGAAUUAGAAGCCUGUUUUCUUUAUUUUCAGUCGUGGAUUAUAAUGGCCUUGUCUGUGUAUUUGAAUUUGGAGAGCUAGAGCGUCCGUUCACAAACACUGUCCUACCGGAGGCAGUGAACCUCAGGCUUGGAGGUUUCUCGCUGGUCCGCUGCCUGGAAAUGAUAACUUAAUGAAUGUCAAAACAAAUAUUCAGAGCUGCAGAGUGGCUCCCUGGCAGGAAAUGCAUGUCUCUCUAUUUAUUUUCCUUCUAUCUUUCACUUACACAUGUCUGGAGGGUGUGUUUUGACUGUACACGAGCUGAUGGGGAUUUUUGUCUUGGAGAGUGCCGUAUGCCAGAUAUGUGGUGGUCCUGCCCACUUUGGGGCUGUUGUGAAACCCAAGAGCACUGUCCCCCUCCAGGGGGAGACUGAAGCCCCGAGCCCUCCUGGGGGACCUUCAGGGGCUGUUUUUCUGUCAUCAAACCGUCAUUAUACAGCUGUGAUACUGGAAAAAGAUUUUUAUCGAACAUAUCAGACAGGUGAUAUAGAAGUGCUGUACAUGCACAUCUUGUCACAAGUUUUGUUUUGUUUGACGCAAGUUCAGAUCUGCCAGGCUUUUAGACUUCUCCUCUACAACUACUGCUUCUGAAAUUAUACUGUUAAACCAUCGUCCACCGGCCGUCAUUAGAUUUGUUUACCUUUGUGUUAUGGGUAAAUUAUAUGUAACUUAAGUCAUCCAAAAUCCAUUGCCUGGUGAAAUGAGUGCUCCGCCACACAUUUAGAUAAGACGAAGAAUGUCCCUCUCGGUCCAGCGUGCGCUGCCAGCCUGACCUCAAGUCAGCAAAUGCAGUCAAAUGGAGUCUAGCAGGGAGAGGUUUCGAAUCCAAAUCGCUCCAAGUGCCGUCCUCAAAUACAUUAUAGGACCAUAACAGUGUAUGUGCAAGUUUUAGCUGCAAAUUAUGUAUAUGUAUACUGUACAUUUUCGCUGACCGUUUCUGAAUGCGUACUGCACAGUUUUCAAUUUUUUUGGGGCAUUUUUUUUGUAAACAAUUCCAGGCAGCUAUAAGUUUCUGUUAAUUCCCCUAUGUUUGAGAACGAAUUAGCAGACUCAUGAAAC
Molecule: messenger RNA, 7284 nt
Organism: Xiphias gladius (swordfish)
Lineage: Eukaryota; Metazoa; Chordata; Actinopteri; Istiophoriformes; Xiphiidae
Gene: lrriq1
Product: leucine-rich repeats and IQ motif containing 1
Exons: 27
Coding region: 206-5296 (1696 amino acids)
Molecular function (GO): protein binding
Source: RefSeq, a predicted model, not a curated record